AUGGCUACCAAUACUUUCAACACCAUACACUCGCUCCGCCGUCGCCACCACUCGAUCGACUCCCCCCGCGUAGCCGCCGCCGCCGCCGCCCCCAAUCACUCAUCCCAUUCUCUUUUCCUAACACCAAAAUCCGCCGUCCGCCGUCUUUCCCACUCGGCCGCCGCCGCCGCCGCCUCCACAACCACCAACCCCUCCACCUCCGGAGCAACCGGCAGCGGCGGCAUUUCCCUCGGCCUCCUGGAGCGGUGCCUGUCGUCGAAGGACUUCCGGCAGGCGGACGAGGAGACCCGGCGGCUGCUGAUCGUCCUCGCAGGCGAGGCGGCGGUUCGGCGCGGGUACGUGUUCUUCUCGGAGGUCCAAUUCAUCCCCGCUGGGGAGCUCCGUGCCAUAGACGAGCUGUGGCGGCAGAACAGCGGGGGGCGGUACGGGUACAGCGUGCAGCGGCGGAUCUGGAGGAAGGCGAAGGGGGACUUCACGCGCUUCUUCAUAAGGGUCGGGUGGAUGAAGAAGCUCGAGGGGUGCGAGGUGGAGCAGUACAACUACAGGUCGUUCCCGGGGGAGUUCAUGUGGGACCCACCGGAGGCGGAGGAAGGGGCCGCGCCCCCCGCGCCCGAGGGGCACCUGCCCCUCACCAACGCGCUCAGGGGGACCCGAUUGCUGGAGAGCAUCCUCACCCACCCGGCAUUCGACAUCGACGACGACGACAACGAUGAUGGCGGCGACGCGGACGAGAAGAUGAGUAAGCCUGCUGGGAAGCCUUUACUUGGGUUUAAACCCAAUUACACCUUCUGA
Striga hermonthica is the source of this 792-nucleotide messenger RNA. The record is from the annotation of a GenBank genome assembly. Lineage: Eukaryota; Viridiplantae; Streptophyta; Magnoliopsida; Lamiales; Orobanchaceae.